UCGCUCAGAAACAUACCUCGGGUGCAGGUAUUCGACAGUCCUCGGUGCUUAUUUCUAUAACUUUUGUAAAAAAUUUACAAAUUGAUCUGUCAGUUUUGUUAUUGUUCACGGUUUUUUUCAACAAACUACUACUUUUUCUCAAUACAUUUCGUAAAGUCAAGGAAAGGAAAGAUAAAAGUAAAUAUAUUAUAAAAAACAUGGGUAUGACACAAAGACCGUGGACACCAACAAAGAGACGAGGUCCUAUCGCUGCAGAAUACAAUAGUCCUGGUCCUGCUUGUGUAACAUUACCCCCGUUGAUCGGAAAAAUUGUUCCCGAUUCCAAACGAGGUAGAGCUCCUGCUUUCUCAUUUGGAAGCAGACAUGCAACGAAAAAUGAUAGCCCUGGACCGGGUCCUGGUCAAUACAAUAUUUUCGGACUUAGCGCGAAAGGAAAAGAUGCAGCACCAGCAUCAUCGUUACAUAGCCGCACGAAAUUCACGAAACAGGAAAUCACACCAGCGCCUGGUGAUUAUAAUCCAGAAAAGGCAGAAAAGAUUAUUUUGGAUCACUCACCAAAAUACUCAUUUGGCAUCAAAACUCAAACUGAAAAAAUUAGUUGUACACCUGCGCCGAAUGACUAUUGCAUCGAAAAAGUGAAUAUCGACAAAUCGCCCGAGUACAGUUUCGGCUUGAAAUCUGUACUGGACAAACCAAGCGAUAUACCUGCACCUGGAACUUAUCAUCCCGAAAAGGUAAGAUUGGACAAUACACCGCAAUACAGUUUUGGAGUUAGGCCUCCUCUCGUAAAACCGAGUGAUAAUCCAGCACCAGGUAUGUAUUGUCCGGAAAAUGUAAAACUGGAUAGAACGCCGCAAUUUACUUUUGGACUGAGGACUCCCCUUGAAAAAAUAAAUGAUACUCCAGCACCAGGAACUUAUGCUCCUGAAAAAGUAAAUCUUGAUAAAGCACCACAAUAUACUUUUGGAUUAAGAACAUUUCUUGAUAAACCAAAUACUAAUCCAGCACCUGGAGAUUAUUGUCCAGAAAAAAUAAAUUUGAAUAAAGGUCCAGAAUAUAGUUUAAGUGGUAAGGGACUUUCUGAAAAACCAAAUAAUAUUCCUGCACCUGGAACAUAUAGUCCUGAGAAAGUAAAUUUAAAUAAAGGUCCACAAUAUAGUUUGUAUGGGAAAGGGAUUUCAGAAAAACCAAACAAUAAUCCAGCACCAGGAACAUAUAGUCCUGAGAAAAUGAAUUUAGACAAAGGUCCUCAAUUCAGUUUAUCUGGUAAAGGAUUACCAAAAAAGUUUAAUGAAAAUCCAGGCCCUGUUGAUUACUAUCCAGAGAAAAUAGUAAAUUUGGAACAUAAACCUUAUUUCAGUUUUGGUAAUAGAAAACCUUUGGAUAAGCCUAAAGAUACACCAGCUCCUGGUACUUAUUCUCCAGAAAAAGUUAAUUUAGAUAAAUCACCACAAUAUUCAUUUGGUUUAAAAACAUCUUUAAAAAAAAAUAAUGAUAUACCUGCUCCAGGAAGUUACCAUCCUGAAAAGGUAAAUUUAAAUAAAUCACCCCAAUAUAGUUUUGGAAUUAAGACUGAAAUACAUGAAACAAAUUCUAUACCAGGUCCUGGUGAAUAUAGUCCAGAGAAAGCUAUGCUUUUAUUAGAAAAAGCAUUGCUAUUUACUUUUGGUCUUAGAACAAAUAUAAAUAAAUCAAAUGAUAUUCCAGCUCCAAAUGUUUAUAAUAUUCCUUCUACUCUCGGCGGAACAAAGGAAGGAAAUAAAAAAACAGCACCAGCUUAUUCAAUAUCUGGUAGACAAAAAGAUUCUACUGAUGAUCGCAUUUUAGUUCCUGGACCUGGAACAUAUGAAGCUGUUAAACCGGAUUCAGUUAGAAUAAAAAGUCCUGCUUAUAGUAUAAGUGCUCGUUAUCAACUGCCUGACGAUCAUUCGCAGAUUCCAGGACCUGGUGCACAUUGUCCAGAAAAAGUAAUUCUUGACAUUCCUCCAGCACAUUCAUUUGGUAUUAGACAUUCGCCGUACAUAUGCAAUUUGAAGGACACCGUUUAUUAAUAUAAGAAAUUUUAUGUAAUUCAGCUUUAAUCAUUAUUUUAUUUUAUAAAUAAAUUAAUAAUAUAAUGAUCAAUAUAUAACAAAAUAGCAACAUAAAAUAAUGAGCA
Molecule: messenger RNA, 2158 nt
Organism: Apis laboriosa (Himalayan honeybee)
Lineage: Eukaryota; Metazoa; Arthropoda; Insecta; Hymenoptera; Apidae
Product: mucin-1-like
Exons: 18
Coding region: 198-2051 (617 amino acids)
Cellular component (GO): cytoskeleton
Source: RefSeq, a predicted model, not a curated record